This is a messenger RNA of Trichophyton rubrum CBS 118892, 3805 nucleotides long. RefSeq lists its product as uncharacterized. The record is from RefSeq and is a predicted model, not a curated record. The transcript is spliced from 2 exons. Gene Ontology annotation, molecular function: ATP hydrolysis activity; ATP binding. Lineage: Eukaryota; Fungi; Ascomycota; Eurotiomycetes; Onygenales; Arthrodermataceae. Bases 1 to 3093 code for a protein of 1030 amino acids.
AUGGCUGGCUCAGAACCUCUUCCGCCUCCCCAGAGCUCGACAACUGCGUCUUCUACCAUCGACGGCUCCAAGAGAGACACUCCGGCAGCUUCUCUUACUCCGUCCACCCCUUCUACAUCAUCAGCCAUACCAGACGACUCCAACAAUACCGCUACUACUACUACUACUACUACAACCGGCAGCAUGGGUGACAAGGGAGACAGCCUCGAGAUCAAGCAGCAGGACCGCACAGCGGAAAACCUGGCUGCAAAGACAGAGGUCAACCCUUCGCUGGCAACGGACGGAGCCAACACUGCUGCUGCCGCCAAGAAGUCUGGCUGUGGUAAACAUGCUCACUCUCACUCCAAGUCAGACAAGCCAAGCAAGAAUAAGAAAAAGAGCAAGAAGAAGAGCAAGAAGAAGGUCGAGACGGAUAGCUCGUCGAGUGACAGCAGCAGUGACAGUGACAGUGACCUGGACGAGGAGGAGGUGAGCUCCGACUCGGACUCUUCAGAUUCAGACAGCAGUUCAGACUCAGACUCGUCAGAGUCCGAAUCUGAGCAGAAAAAGUCAAAGCCAAAGAAAAAGAAGACCAAGGAGCGGACUAGACGUGUGAAAGAGAAGAAAUCUCGAUCUCGAAAGCGGGAAGACACCGAGGACUCGUCUGAUAGUGAUGACGACGACUCAUCGGAUGAAGACCAGGGGUCAAAGAAGCAAAAGGAGAGCGAAAAGGUCGCAAAGAAGAUCCUCAAGAAGCUGCUCAAGAAGCAGCAGCAGCAGCAACAGCAGUUGCAGCAUCACCUAGAGAAUCCGCAACACAUGCCGUCUAGUCUACCAGGCGAACCGGGGUAUGAUGUCGUCAGCAGCGAUGCCGCCAAUAUUACUCGGGAUAUGCAGAAGCGCGCCCAACAGAUCAAUCACAUUAACCAGCUUAACAGAAGAACGCUCAGACGGGCACGCCUCAUGAACCAGCCGGUUACAGAUAACAAUCCUCAACGCCAGCUCAAGCCCAAGACUAAGAAGAAUAAGAGAGCUUCCAAGGUUGCCUUCAAACGAGUUGAUCAAUUAUGGGACAGCACCAUCCACAACUACAAACUCACGGAAACGGUGAAAGAUCCCGGAGCAGACGAAUGGGACCAGUACAUCUUCACGGUCCGCCGCAAGUUUGACUGGGAAAACAGAUACACCGAUACCGUCGUCGAUAUCAAGAGCAAACCCCUGAGAGAUGCCCUGGCCCACAUCAUGGAUGGAGUCAAGGGUGUCAGCCUCGUCCAGGAUACCCCAGUCCUUGACCCAAACCUUCUCUUCCUCUACCUUGAAGAGACAAGAGAGUACAUGCACGAGCUCAAGGCACAGUCCAAGUCAGAGAAGAAGAAGAGGAACCGGAAGAGAGCUGCCACCAAGGCAGCUCACCUGAAGAUCCUUGUCAAAUAUCUCGACAAGGACUACGCUGAGACAAAGAACGCCCUAUACCCGCUCCUGGACAAUAAUACAAUCACAUACGAUCUGCUGUGGGCUUUGUUCAAACCCAACACAAUUGCUUACACACAGACGUAUGGCACGCCCGAUGAACCGCGUGCCUUCAAGAUCGAGUAUGCCACCAAGGAAUCCUCCUUCAUGAGAGGUCAGUGGUACUCUAUUGAAGGCCGCUACCUUGAAUAUGACGGCAAGUCGUUCGGAAUGGGCACCAUGUCCGCCGAAGUAGACCAUUUCAAGGGUCCCCGCAAGAUCUCCAGCUUAGCAUGCUACCCUCUCAAAUACCACCGUGAUCCCGAGGCGCUGCAGGCUCAGCUCAUCGAACGUGGAAAGAAGUUUGUUUCUCUGCAGGGCAUGAACUACAGGUUCCACAAGGGCAUGGCGUUUGUAAAGCGUAAACGAAGCAUUAUCAAGGUCAACAUCAACGGACGUAUCAUGGUAGAUCCGGCUCUGCACCGUCGUAUCAACCCCAACUAUGCCAUCAGCACCGUCAAACCCAAGGAACCUGACCUGAUCAUGGAAGUAGGCGGAGAUGAUGAUAGCGAUGACUGCUGCUGCGGUUCCGAUUCUGGCUCUGAGGGCGGCGAAGGCAACGAUGAAACCUUCAAGCCCAAGACCCGACUGAAGGUCGUCCAGGAUAAAGAGGGCAAAACACACGUUGUCGAAAUGGAAUGUGACGAAAACGGCAACGAAAUCCCCAAGGAAAACAUCACCAAGCUUGAGGAUGGCGAAACAGUUGAAUACGAGUUCACCGAGGAAGAGCUCCUGAUAGCCUCUCCUGUCGUUCUAGGCUUCGCAUUCAGUGAAAAGCUCUGGCUUGAAUUCACCGUCUCCGGCAUCACGGAAAUCGACUGGAACUCAGGCGCUUUUGACUCCCUCGUCUUACCCGCAAACCAGAAGUCUAUCGUCAAGGCCCUUGUCGAAUCUCACACUUUUCAUGCUGCUGAAAACAUCGACGAUGUUAUCCAGGGUAAAGGCCGGGGUCUUGUAGCUGUCCUUCACGGUCCACCUGGUACGGGCAAAACACUCACGGCAGAGGGUAUUGCCGAACUGCUCAAACGACCCCUUUACAUGGUCAGUGCGGGCGAGCUGGGAACAGACUCACGCACCCUCGAAGGAGAACUCAAUAAGAUCCUUGACAUAGCCCACUCAUGGGGUGCGGUUCUGCUGCUGGAUGAGGCAGACGUCUUCCUUGAGAAGCGUACGAUUCAAGAUAUCCACCGCAAUGCUCUGGUUAGCAUCUUCCUACGUUUACUAGAGUACUUCCAGGGCAUUCUCUUCCUUACCACGAACCGUGUCGAGACCUUUGAUGAUGCUUUCCAGUCACGUAUCCACGUUGCCCUGAGAUACGGAGACUUGACCACCAAAGCUAAACGGUCAGUUUGGAAAAUGUUCCUUGACCGUGUCCAAACCAAGGAGGGCAUCGAGGUCGUCAAGUUCACGGAUAAGGAUUACGAUACUCUAGCUAGGCAUAACCUAAACGGUCGACAGGUAAGCAUGCUCCUACAUAUUGCCUUUUGCGCUCAAGCUCAACUCCAGUUAACAACAUAUAGAUCAAAAACUCAGUACGCACUGCUCAGGCCCUGGCUAUCAAUGAGAAAGUGCCCCUAUCAAUGCAACAUAUCAUACGUGUCCUAGACGUAGCAGAGACGUUCGAGCAGGAUCUCAAGGGUGGAACAGGCUACUUGGACGCCAUGAGAAGCUACACUUAAUGUGGUCUUCAUCUUCAUUAUCUCCCUUCUCAUUUGUCUUUAUGCCUUCCAUCAAUAUUCCCUUUCAUUCACUUCGCCAGUGUCAUUACUAGUUCAACCUCACCAUACCUUUCACCCUUGUUUUUCUCUUACGUUUCAAGUUAUGGUUAUGAUAAUACUUCUGGCUUCGGUUCUGGUUCUGGCCCUGGUCCUGGUCCUGGUACAAUUCCCCCGGUGCGAUUUUCAGUGUCUUAUUUUUCUUUCUCCAUUUCUCCUUUCAGUCUUGUUUUACCGGUUUACCACAAUACUAUCUACCUACCCGGCCCCAUGAUAUCAACACAUGUUUUAACUCCACUCGACCACUCCCUCCAUCAAUGCUCUUAAAACGCAAGAUUAGAUAUAAAACACCUCCUUACUUCGGCCUUUCUUACCAUCCAUCCCGUGUCUUACUUCCAAGGGGUUUUUGUUACCUUUCUAAAUGUUCUGAUAAUCUUGUGGAGGGAAUAAUACUGACCACCUGGUGUACUCCUUUGUUCUCUUUUGCUGCUUUUUAUGGCAUUGUUUUCAUUCGAUACUAUUUGUUUGAGACAGACAAACUUGAUUGAUUAGCCUGGUUAAUGUGUGUGAGGAGGUAAUGGAAAUGAAUAUUUAUAUCCAGA